AUGGCUGAGGCAAAGGCUCGAAAUAGUAAUGGUGGAUCAGGAAACAGACGUAAAGGACCUGUUUUGAGGCGUGCCAUGGCAACACAAACGCAAGAUGAAGCAAUGAAGGGGUCUUCACCUGCAACACCAUGUGGGGCUUGCAAAUUCUUGAGGAGGAAGUGCAUUGGAGGGUGCAUCUUUGCACCCCACUUUGGCACAGACCAAGGGGCAGCCAAAUUUGCAGCUGUGCACAAGGUUUUUGGCGCUAGCAAUGUGUCAAAGCUCUUGUCUAACAUUCCAUCCAACCGCCGCCAUGAAGCAGCAACAACCAUAUCCUAUGAGGCUCAAGCCAGGCUCUCCGAUCCGGUUUAUGGUUGUGUCUCCACCAUCCUUGCUAUGCAACAACAGGUAGCAUCUCUGCAAGCAGAGCUAGCUAUGUUGCAAACUCAAGUGAUGAAUAGUAAGUUUGCCUAUGCAAGUGCUCUUCAGACCACACAACUACAGCAACCAAAUAACAUGAAUGCAACAACACUACAACCAGCAUAUUCCAACAACUCAUGUGCUUCCACUAACCUUAUGAACUUGAGCAGCUUCAACAAUAACCCUGCUGCUUUUGACCUUGCAAUGGACACAACACCCUCAUCAAACACUUUAGAGCCUCUUCAACACACAAGGUUGUCCAAAUGUGAAGAAAAAGAUGAACAACAAAGUAGGACUCAACAAGCCUUCAACCACCAUUAAUUAUGAGUUGCACUUUUUGUUUCGUUUGUUAGUAGUGUUAUUCUCCCUGCUUCAU
Molecule: messenger RNA, 775 nt
Organism: Vigna unguiculata (cowpea)
Lineage: Eukaryota; Viridiplantae; Streptophyta; Magnoliopsida; Fabales; Fabaceae
Gene: LBD20
Product: LOB domain-containing protein 20
Biological process (GO): positive regulation of DNA-templated transcription; hormone-mediated signaling pathway
Cellular component (GO): nucleus
Source: RefSeq, a predicted model, not a curated record